AUGCCUCACCCAAAUUCCAAGUCUCGUAUUGCAUCUAGCAAACCACAUACCAAAACAGGUACUUUUGAAUUCAAUCCCAGGAUUUCUGGACAAUUAGGAAUUAUUAAAAUAACAGAUAAAGAUUUUCAAAAUCAUGCUCUAAAAGCUAUAAAAUGGCAUCAAGAAGCAGAUAAAAAAAUAAAAUCUGCUUUUUAUACUGCCUGUGAACAGCUUCAACAAGAAGCCAAAAAAAUGAAAACUCUUAAUGAAAUGUGA
Molecule: messenger RNA, 255 nt
Organism: Racocetra fulgida
Lineage: Eukaryota; Fungi; Glomeromycota; Glomeromycetes; Diversisporales; Gigasporaceae
Source: the annotation of a GenBank genome assembly